AUGAGAUGUGAACUGAACAACAAACGGACUAGUAGCCAUUAUGAGCGGAUGAAGAGGAAAGAUCACAAAGCCACUACAUCCCCUCUGGAGAGUAGCAACAGCAGAAGAAAGCUAAACAUUUACAUUUCCUGUUUGGAGGCAGCGUGGAGCCAUGUUGGUGUGUGUUGGUGUGUAAUUUGGAGCACAUGGGGGGCAUUACUGGAGGAGCUGGAGAGGCCAAGAACUACAAAAAGCAGCUCUCAGACUGUGCCCAUGGAAGAAGAUCCAAGAAAUGAGGAAGACAUAGAGGAUGAUGUCCUUUGCAAUCCACUCAUGCGGGGCACAGGGACAAGGCAACAGCCUUUUGUCACCAGGGUCAGCCUGAUGUUCACUCCUAGGAAUGACAACGGAAGGGAUGACAGCAUGUCCAGCUCUUCCCUGAGUAGUAUUGAACCGAGGAAGCAACAGCGCCAGGACUCCACUUCUCAGCAGCCGAACGCCCAGCCGACGGAAAAUCCACACAUCCUUCUCAUGUUAUUGCACCAGAAGGAUCUGGAAAUCAAGGGGCUGAAAAGUACCGCUCAGAGGGAUCCAUCUGAUCGGCUUGGCUGUAUUUUGCAGGAGCUUGUAAAGUCAAGGCAGAAAGGAUCAUUGAAGAGAAGUCCAAAUCAGGAACAGCUUCAAAAAGAAGUAGAACAACUGAACUCUGAACUGGCAGCAAUCAAGAAGAGCCACAUGAAGGAGAUGCAACAGCUGGAAGAUAAACUCAUGAAAUCGCAGCUGCUUGUCCUGCACUUGCAGGAGACAGUGAAAAGCCUUUCAGCAAAAUCAGAUGAUGAUUCAUGCUCAGAGUCUAGCAUUUCAGUGGAUGAAGGCACACAAUUAGCACGUGAGAGCUUUGAGCUCUGGUCAGAGUCGGGAACCAAGAUAUUUCCAGAAAGAAGCGAUUUAACACUUCGAAGAAUCCCAAAGCAUAUUAGCUUUGUGGAUGCCUUUCACAAGUUUGGAAGUCUCUCAUCAUCUGAUGAGGACAAAGAUGAUGAAGUAAUCAGUAGUAUAGGAUCAGUUAUUGGAAAAGCACACGUCUGUGGCACCACAGAGGAAAGUUCACUGGAAAGCUCACUACCAGAGAGUAAGCAGCUUUCUGAACAAUCCUCAGCUAUUCUCACCUCUCCAAAAUCAGAUCCUGCUUCAACAUCUACUGAUACCAAGACGACAGAAUCAUCUUCAAGUUUGCCAUCAUCAGUGGAGAAAGAUCAGCCUGGGUAUUCUGUAGACUUGAGUCAUACCCUGGAUUCUUUAAGCUCCGCUCUGCCGAGUCUUACUCUUGGACAUCCUGCAGAAGGGGAAGAACAAUGGGUGCCCUUUGUCCAUGGCACAUCCAUCUACCAUACAGAAGAACGCAAAAGGUUUCCUGCUGUAACAGACUCUGUUAAAAUUGUCGGUGUGCAUCGUAAGGGAAAAUUUGUCCGAAUCCUCAACGCUUUGUUCAACAAGGAAGUAGACCUAAGUGGCUACAUCAUCCAGCAGUGGGUUGGAGGGUGCCCAGUGUCUAUCUACCGCUUCCCAAACGGCACCAUUCUUCCUGCACAUCAUCACAUCACUGUUUGGGCUGCUGGGGCCAACCUUCCUGGGAAGAAAUCUUCAGACAAGGCAGACCUAUGGAAGUUUUUCAAAGCAGGCCCAGAAUGCACUACCAUCCUCUGUGAUUGCCAUGGCCAGACUGUGUCACAAUAUGUAGCCCCUCACAGAUUCACAGCAGCUGCAGAGGCCUACAACGAUAACGUGGACCUUUCAGUGGACAAGUUUCCACUCUAUGAAGAUGAGGAGAAACAUGACGUGUCACCGUCCUCAAGGACAGUUGUGCCCUCACAAAAAGGAAAUUUGAUUAGCACCUCAAACAUCAUGAUGCAGAGAAGGCACACAAGACUCUUUUCUGUGGAUUCCUCAAGCAGUAGAAUGUGGAAUGGUCGUUCCAUGGUAAUCAAGAGAAGCAGCAGUUCAAGUAGUGAGGCUAUUGGCUCAAAGCCCACCUCUCCAAAAUCCUUACCUCCACUGUCGGUGGUCAAAGAAAGCCAUUCUUCAAUCAGUGAGGAAGGUUAUUUUGCUUGUCCGACAUGGCAGCCUUUUCUUGAGGAACCAAAAGCUAGAGAGUUCAAGACUACAUUGGAUACUACGCUUCCCAUGGUGGCCCUGAUAGGACAGAAGAGUGCUCGCUCAAAAUAUGGUUUCAAGCACAUGACUUACGUCCCCACCACCACUGACCUGCAUCUAAGGCGGUACUGUCCUGUUACAUGAUAUGCUGAUGAAUAAUGGAAAAGGAGGUUCAUGUUACUUCUUUAAAUACACAGCACAACACAACACAACACUGUGGUUUCUUUGACAGGUAUCU
This is a messenger RNA of Hemicordylus capensis (graceful crag lizard), 2371 nucleotides long. RefSeq names its product lamin tail domain containing 2 (gene LMNTD2). Gene Ontology annotation, cellular component: lamin filament. Lineage: Eukaryota; Metazoa; Chordata; Lepidosauria; Squamata; Cordylidae. The transcript is spliced from 17 exons. Gene Ontology annotation, molecular function: structural constituent of chromatin. The coding region runs from base 1 to 2277 and encodes 758 amino acids. Gene Ontology annotation, biological process: chromatin organization. The record is from RefSeq and is a predicted model, not a curated record.